Ziziphus jujuba (common jujube) is the source of this 2341-nucleotide messenger RNA. RefSeq names its product protein root UVB sensitive 6. Bases 279 to 1841 code for a protein of 520 amino acids. The record is from RefSeq and is a predicted model, not a curated record. NCBI's taxonomy places the organism in Eukaryota, Viridiplantae, Streptophyta, Magnoliopsida, Rosales, Rhamnaceae. The transcript has 13 exons.
UCUUAUGGCAUGUAAGCUAGAAAAUCGAUCCGCAUCGAGCAUUCAUAAAACAGCGAAGACCUUUUGGUUUUAUAAGGGCAUUGGUUUUGGCUCCGAAUAAAUAAAAGACGUUAGGAGGCCAACCUACGCACACAUACAUCACCGCCAUUUCCAAUGCCUACUACUUCGUUAAUUCCAAAGCCCACUAUUCUUCUUCUUCUUCUUCCUUUCCUUCUUCAUCUCAUAACUCGCGCAUUCUCUUCGCGUUUCUUCUUCGAUCUCGCUCUCUGAAUAUCGGAAUGGCUCCUCCUCCUCUUAAUCUCAAUAAGCCUUCUUCUUCUUCUGCUGCUGCUUCUUCUUCUUCUCAAACCCUCACCGCCACCUCUGCUCAAGAUGCCAGGCUUCUCGUCCGGGAAACUCUCAGGAUUAGCGCCGGUCUCGCUUCGGCUCCUUCCGAUUCCGCCCUUCCUUCUCUGUCUUUGGUUUCUGCUGGUCCUGAGCGCAGGAAGCUUCGAUUGAUUGAGGAUGAGUUCGUCGAUUCGAGUUUGAGGCUGAUUUGUUGCGAGGAAAUUGAUGGCCGGAGGUGGAAGUACGUCGCCGAGAACGAUGCCUCUACUGGAAAAUUCAAGAAGAAUUCCUUUCGAGCUCUCUGCUUGCAGACUCCGCAAGCUCCUGUUGAUGGAUUGAUGUCGUUUAUUAGAUCGUAUGUUGUACCUGAAGGUUUUCCCGAUAGUGUGACCCCAUCCUAUGUCCCUUACAUGACAUGGAGAGCAUUGAAGCAUUUCUUUGGUGGAGCAAUGGGUGUUUUUACUACUCAAACGCUUUUGAAUUCAGUUGGAAUCUCUAGAAACAGGGCUGCGCAAGGAGCUGUUGCCAUCAACUGGAUUCUCAAGGAUGGUGCUGGUCGUGUUGGAAAAAUGCUUUUUGCUCGACAAGGAAAGAAGUUUGAUUAUGAUCUAAAACAGUUGCGAUUUACAGGUGAUCUUCUUAUGGAGUUGGGUGCUGGGGUGGAGUUGGCAACUGCUGCUGUGCCACACCUUUUCCUUCCUUUGGCUUGUGCAGCUAAUGUGGCAAAGAAUGUUGCUGCUGUUACAUCAACAUCAACACGUACACCAAUUUACAAGGCCUUUGCAAAGGGAGAAAACAUUGGAGAUGUGACAGCAAAAGGAGAAUGUGUAAGCAAUGUUGCAGAUCUGCUGGGAACUGGGAUGAGCAUACUACUCUCGAAAAGAAAUCCAUCCUUGGUUGCUACAUUUGCGCUCCUUUCAUGUGGAUAUGUUUUCAGCUCUUACCAAGAGGUUAAAUCUGUAGUGUUGCACACUUUAAACCGGGCAAGAUUCAAUGUGGCAGUAGAAUCCUUUCUUAAGACAGGACGUGUACCCUCGUUGCAGGAGGGGAACAUGAAUGAAAACAUACUUACUUUUCCAUGGUUGAAAGAGAGGCCUAUUGUUCUUGGACCACGAUUUAAAGAUGCGUUCCAGGACCCAGGUGCUUAUCUUGCUGUAGAACCUUUCUUUGAGAGAGAGAGAUAUAUUAUUUCAUACAAUCCUUCAAAGGGUAAAGUAUAUGCAUUGCUCAAGGAUCAAGCAAAGUCAGAUGACAUUCUGAAAGCAGCAUUUCAUGCUCAUGUGCUUUUGCAUUUUAUAAAUUCUUCAUCUAAGGGUAAGUCUGCAUCCCAGAAGCAUGGAAAUGAUGGUUAUCUAAACUCUGUGCCCACAGAAAAUGAGCUAGAUUCUCAUGUUGCCGAGUCGUGUCAGAUGGUCUCAACCUCAUAUGGCCUUUUCAAGCAUAAAGCUGCAGAGCAGGGAUGGGUGAUGUCGGAAUCACUACUUAAUCCUGGUCGUGCUCGUUUGUUCAAGUGAUUAAUUGGGAAAAAUAUGCUCAGACUCUUCCAUCUUCUUGGGAAAGUUUGGCUUUGAAUGGCCCCGAGUGCGAAAAGCAUUAGUUCUCUUGACAGUUCUACAUGUGAAACCUUGAAAGAGAAGGCUCUCAUCAUAUCGAUGGAGGCCAUGGGAACCAUGCCUCUCAUUGAGCUAUUCAUCUAUGAGUUUAGCAUCCAAAUGCUUGUCAUGUUGCUAUGUCCCUUGCGACAAAAAUGAAGAUGAAAUGGUACAAUUUGGAGUUAGAAGAAACGAUUUGAUGGUAGAUAGUGUAAAGUGCAUAUAGAUUGAAACCAUUUUUCCUUUAUUUUUCUCCUAGAGUUUCCCCUUUCUGUUAGGGGGUUUUGGGCUGUUAUAUGUAUAUUUUUUUUUCAUUUUUCACAUUUAUAUUUUUUUUUGGGUGCAUGCCUUGCAGUUACAGUUAAAUGUAGAAUACCAUGAAAUCUUUCUUCAAAUCAAUGAAUCUUCCAUUUUCUUCUGCA